AUGGCCACACUGACACCGACCUGAUCAACAGUUUUGUUCAUUUUUUAAUCCGGCCCGCAAAACAACAAUUCGCUCUCUUCCAAUCAGUUAUAUUUUUUUUAUUUAGUGUGAAGAAUAAGAGCGAAAAGAACUAAUUGGAAUUGAACGCAUCAGUGCAGUUGACGGCCUUUGUUGUUGCUGUAGUUGUUCCCGUUUCAUGUUCUUGUUUUUGAUUUAACUGCGUGCAUAGAAUUUGUGAAAAGAGAAAGUUCUCCACCCGCCAUCUCUCCACACCUCUUUCUUCUUCUGUCGUGGGCUCCUCUCUUUCACUCGUGCGUCUCGUGGACGGACAGACAGCUUACGGUCGUGGCCCAAAAACUGCGCCUGCGCAGCGACAAUUUCACAACUAAUUGAGGUCGAUCAGCUUGCAAUACUCUUUUUGGCAUCAAUUCAAAUGGGCACCAAGCAGACAGUGUCCCCUGUGGCAACAAAAAAUUCCUCACACGGAUCACCCUCUAAACUAAAGGCUAGCUCCACAUCAUCAUCAUCCGCAAUGGCCAAUGGCAAGCCGAAGGAGGCGAAUGCCCUGCCGCCACAAAAGUCGGUGGUGGUGGCCUACAUAUGCUGGCUGUUUGGCGGUAUCUUUGGACUGCAUCAUUUGUAUCUGCAUCGGGAUCGCCAUGCCUUCAUCUGGUGGUGUACUCUCGGCGGCUACAUGGGCAUCGGCUGGAUGGGUGAGCUCUUCCUGAUCCCGGAAUAUGUGAGAGAUGCCAAUGAGGAUCCGCAGUUUGUGAAGCAGUUCGUUGCCAAGCUGCAGGCCUAUCCGAAGCCACCGUAUUCCUCGAAGCGAUUCGUUGGUCAGGUGAUGAUUGGCCAUCUGUUUGGACAGGUGUGCUCGAUGGCCAUACCAGAGACUCUAGUUGGUGGCUGGGACCUGAGCUUCCUGCACUGGGCGAUACCCAUCUUUGUGUCCCUGGGCGUCUGGCUGGUGGGCAAUAUUGGCCGGGAGCAGGGUGUCUGGUGGCACUGCCUCCUGGCCGCUUGUCUGGCCUAUCCGGCCAGGUAUCUGAUAUACGAUGAGACCUACUCCCUACUGCUUACUGGACUGAUUUCGGCGCUUACCUUUGACGGCAUCUCCAAGCAGUGGCGGCGCACACCGCCCAGGCGCGGCAGUCCCGGGGAGCGGACCUUCAAGCUAACCACCGCUGUGAUCAUUUACUGCGCCUUCUGGGGUAGCUUUUUGUACUUCAAUGGCACCAUUUCGGAUGAGGAUGGCGGCGAGGUGCCCAUCCACGAGGCUCUGCACAACUUUUUGGCCUCUGCCUGGUGGACGGAUCUCAAGCAGGCCCUGCAGGAUACCUACAAUUAUGCUCAGCACCAUGGCUGGUAUGAGACCUGGAAGGAGGUGUUCGAGAGCAUGGAUGUGGAUGGGGAGCGAAAUUCGUACAAGGUGCUCGGCGUUAGUGCCACAGCCUCGCAGGCGGAGAUCACGGCCGCCUACAGGAAGCUCUCCAAGGAGCACCAUCCCGAUAAGGUUAAGGAUGAGGCUUUGAGGGCCCAGGCUCACCAGCGUUUCAUUGAGAUCCAGCAGGCAUACAGCGUGCUUAGCAAGAUCAAGUCGAAUCGCCGUCGCAAGAACAAGCAGUACCAGCAGGAGGACGAAGCCAUUGUCCUUUGAGAACGAAGCGGAAACGGGUCUCCGCUACCCCAUUUAUUUUUAGAUAGCAUGUAGAUAAAUAUAUAGUUGCAUCACGGUCCAGUAAAGAGACAGAGAGAUACCACUCUAAACGAUUUUGUUGGGCUUUAUAAAAAAAAUCACACACUGAUUCUAGUUACUUAACUAAGAAGAGAAUUCCCUUACAGGGUAUAUUCAAGUCGCUUAAAUAGCAUUUCUACUUUUAAAAAUCGCUAAAUUGUUAUUAAAAAAAAAACACGCCGACUCUGGUUAAUCAAAAGAAAAAAGAAUCCCUUUACAGAGUAUCGCCAAGUCGCUUAAAUAUAAUUUCUAUUUUUAAAAAUCUCUAAAUUGUUAUAAAAUAACCCCCCCCCAACUUCUAGUUAAUUAAAUGAUAAAACAAUUCCUUUACAGGGUAUCCAUAAGUCGCUUAAAUAUCAUUUCCACUUUUAAAAAUCUCUAAAUUGUUAUACAAAAAUCUAGUUAUUAAAAUGAAAAAAAAGUAUCCCUUUACAGGGUAUCCCCAAGUCGCUUAAAUACCAACUCUACUUACACCUUUGCCUUCGUAGGAAAAUAAAUGUAUGUAUAUUAGCUUCGCUUACGUGGGCGAUGCUUUUAAAUAAUUCCAAAUUGAAAUAAUUGAUGCGUGACAGACGGCAUUUCCAUUUUAUAUUUAUAUUCAUUUAUUUAUUUUAUUUUAUAUAUUUAUUUUACAUAAUAUAAUGAACUACUUAACAGGCUAAGCUCAAAAAAAAAAGUGUAUUUAUUUUUUUCCUUUUCUUCUCACAAACAAUAUUGAUUUGCGUGUGUGAUUGGAUUGUGUGUGUGUUUUUUUUGCACUAAUAUUUAGGUAAAACGUUUAAAUAAAAAACAAAAUGUAUUUAUAAGUAUAUCUUUUGUUGCUUUUUAUGGUUUCUUAUUAAGUGUGUCUUUUUUUUUUGUUUUAAUCUUAAUUGCCAUCGCAGGGAGUUUGUUUGAAGAAGAACAACAACAAAUCGAAACUCGAAAAAAUCGUAACAAUAUACAUACAAUAUAUAAGGUUUACGGGGAGGAAAAAAAAGAAAAAAUAUAUAAACAGGAAACAAUAACUCGCUUAAAUGUAGUUUAAAACAUAAUACUGAGCAAAAAAUGUGUGUAUAUAACAUUUUGCCUACUAGAUUUUUUGCUUUCUCUUCUUCUCUUUUCUAUUUGUUUUUUUUGUUUUGCUUUUGUUUUUUUUUAUUCUUUUUUCUUGUAAUAUUUAUGUUAUAUUAAGUAAUUGCAUUUCAUUUUUGCACUGCUUUUUCGAUAUAUAUACACAUAUAUUUUUUAAAUACACAUAUAUAUAUAUUUCAUUAAGGCCAGUAUGUGUAUUUUUAAAAACUUUACAAAUUUGACUAUUUCCAUACGAAUCUUGCUUCUUUUUUGUGACUGUGUUUCGUGUCUGUGUGUUUGUGUUUGUUUGUUUAUCACGCUUUCUUUUUCCUUUUUUUCUAUUUUUUAACAAAAAAAAAAUGUACAAAAAACGGAAGUUUAUUACAAUUUCUUUUAGUGUAUAUACUACAGUUUAAAGUACGAUUUAAAAUAAAAUAACAAUUUAUUAGGCAUCGUGGGCACGCACACUGCUACAGUGUGUGUGUCUCGUUUGUGUAUGUGUGUGUGUGCUCGCGUAGGUGUGGCUUUUGUAUGGUUGUGUGAGUGUCCUUACACCUAGACUAACACACAAUAGGUUUUGCUUUGCAUCUCUUCCCGAUAUCUUCACUUUGUUUUUUGUUUUUGUUUUUUUUUUCGAUCUCUUUCUCUGUAUGUACAAACUAAAGUAAAGCCAAACUCGCUUGGUCUUUGAGCUAAAUGGGGUUCUUCCGGGUGGGCGGAGAGGGUAGUGAAGGGGGAAUUGAAAAUGUUCUACUACAAAACUACAACCACAAAAGUAUGCUUUCUUUUCUCUCGAUCAGCGCCAUUUCUUUUUGAUUAAUGUAUUUCUCUUUUUUUAUCGAUAACGCGAUUCCCGGCUUCUCUUAGCUCUCUUCUCUUUUCCUUCUCUCUUUGUAUUUGACAUUUGCCACUUUUUUUUUCCAGUUGGUCUUAUCCUGGCAUUGCUCUCUCUUUUUUCUCUCUCUAUCGAUAACUUGAUGGAAUGUAGAAGUUUGUGUGUGUGUUUGCGGAGUGUGCAGUUAGG
This is a messenger RNA of Drosophila kikkawai, 3812 nucleotides long. RefSeq names its product TM2 and DnaJ domain-containing protein wurst (gene wus). The record is from RefSeq and is a predicted model, not a curated record. Lineage: Eukaryota; Metazoa; Arthropoda; Insecta; Diptera; Drosophilidae. Gene Ontology annotation, cellular component: membrane.